AUGAAGAGGGGGGAGGGGGGAGAGGGGAGGAGCAAGUACAAGGGAGUGAGGAAAAGGAAGUGGGGGAAGUGGGUGUCGGAGAUUCGGCUUCCCAACAGCCGGGAGAGGAUAUGGCUGGGAUCGUACGACACGCCAGAGAAGGCGGCGCGGGCCUUCGACGCCGCCGUGAUGUGCCUCCGCGGCCGGAAAGGCGGCGCCUUCAACUUCCCGCAGAAUCUCCCCGACAUCCCCGUCCGCCGCUCGCUCCCGCCGGCGGAGGUGCAGGCCGUCGCCUCGCGAUUCGCGAACGAAGCCCCGCCGGCGGCGCCGCCGGCAGACGGCGGCGUGGGGGCUCAGUCGGGGCUGGAGUUGCCGGAGUCGCCGGAGCAGUGGACGACGUCCGGGGGAACGGCGGAGAGCGGCGGCGAGGAGUCGCUGGACUGGUCCUUUCUCGACUCCGCGGGGUCCACCUGGACGGAGCACGGCGGCGCCGACUGGCCGGGCUUCUACGACAUGAUCGACGAAUUCCCCUGCGAGUUCCUCCCGACGCUGGCGGCGCCGCCAGGCUUGCCGGAUUUCAUGGAGGAGCACGGCGGUGCUUCUUUCUACGCUCAGUCCUCCUUCCUAUGGGACUUUUGA
Molecule: messenger RNA, 618 nt
Organism: Spirodela intermedia
Lineage: Eukaryota; Viridiplantae; Streptophyta; Magnoliopsida; Alismatales; Araceae
Source: the annotation of a GenBank genome assembly